UACCCGGAUAUUGGUUCACUAGCCAGGUGCCGCCUAGAUCAUCGUUUUUCUCAAAGAAACGGACGUCUGAAAUGCCGUACCAACGCUUGAUAGAACAUCCCAGAGCUAUGCCAGAGAAUCCAGUGCCAAUGCAGGCGAACUGGCUGUAGGAGGGUUUGUCCGCCAUAUUUCGUGGGCGUCUUGGUAAUUUGGAACUUGUUUGACUUGAUGUCUCAGGUCUAUAGAACGAAGAAAUUAGGUGGAUUGAUGGGGGAAAUGUGGAAGGAACCGUAAACUUGUACUCCGUACAGCUGUCUGCAGGUGCUAGAUGUAUUCUCUUUCUUCAACAGAGGCUUGUCCCAGGCAUUCUCCAAAGAUUCACGCGAAGCAGAUGCUUAAAUAUCCAAAAAUUCAUCGAGCAUCACGCCGAUGAUGAAAUAGAGAGGCAAGUUUCCCGGUCUCUUGCUCAUACCAUGUACCAUGAAGAAGAAGCAAGGAAAUCCCCAUCACCAGUUCCUCAUUCGUCUCUACAUACCCUGUUCCCCCCAUCCAUGGCCCCUCGCCCAGCCUGCUCAGAAUUACCUCGGUAUAGAGUGAUGAUCUCGGCUGUAUACAAAGAACUGAUUCAAUCAGAUUCAACAGAAUCGCCAGGUGUGCUCCCCCUCCUCUGGGCAACAAUUGACGAUAAGGUGGUUGCUUGUAAUGGUUGUCUUAGCCUCCCUGGAUUCGUCCUGUGCAGUCCCCGCUCCGAGCGCAACGCACCGCUUCAGCAGUUAACGCCGGCAUCAACUUGCUGCUUCUGUCUUCUCCCUGCAGCUGGAAAACAGGGCAAAGGCAAAAGAGAAAGAAAAGUCUCUGGUCCUUAUCAUUUCGUGAACCGAUUUUCGCUGUUCCUAGCUCCAGGGCUAAAGGCAGCUUCCAAGACAGGAAGAAGCCGCAUCGGCGGAUCUUACGCCGUCGGAGUUGCGCCGAAAUUCCCAAGAGCCUCCAUAUCCAGUAUAGAGGAAUAUACGAUCCAUUGCAAUGCUGCUACGACGGAUGCAUUCGUUUCCUACCCCCCUACUGUGUGUAUACAGCAAGAUUCUUUGCUGACAUUUCCUACUUUGUACUCGUACAUGCAGGCAGAGAUACGGGGAGCGUACUGCUGGUACGAGCAUGACCAACUCUCAAUACAGUUGACAUCAAAUGGUAUAGCAGGGUAGGCAUUUAUUAAGAGACGCGAUCAGCUACUUUCCUAUUGUGACCGCCGCAAUCUCCGACACAGUAAUGUGCAAUGAGAGGAACAC
This is a messenger RNA of Trichoderma harzianum CBS 226.95, 1265 nucleotides long. RefSeq lists its product as hypothetical. The record is from RefSeq and is a predicted model, not a curated record. The coding region runs from base 453 to 1181 and encodes 242 amino acids. NCBI's taxonomy places the organism in Eukaryota, Fungi, Ascomycota, Sordariomycetes, Hypocreales, Hypocreaceae. The transcript has 2 exons.